Mycetomoellerius zeteki is the source of this 1384-nucleotide messenger RNA. RefSeq names its product mitogen-activated protein kinase dJNK (gene bsk). Gene Ontology annotation, biological process: protein phosphorylation. NCBI's taxonomy places the organism in Eukaryota, Metazoa, Arthropoda, Insecta, Hymenoptera, Formicidae. Bases 215 to 1384 code for a protein of 389 amino acids. Gene Ontology annotation, molecular function: MAP kinase activity; ATP binding. The transcript is spliced from 8 exons. The record is from RefSeq and is a predicted model, not a curated record.
UGGCACUUGCAGGUGUAGCGCAUCCCAGUGGAAGUACCCGUCAGCAUUGUCAGUGCUACUAUUCCGUGGGUGCCCUGAAAAUCUCACGUCCAAAGUGGCUAAGAGCGUAAGUCCCCGUCGUGCGCACCAGGAGUGCUCCAGCGGGGUGGACGGUGUGCAGGUGCAGGCGGCGGCGCAGGUGCAGCAGCAGCAGGAGAGACGAACACCGAGGCGCAUGCCUUACCUGGGGCCUGACAUGACAACCCGGCUAUCCGCCAUGUUCUACACGGUCGAGGUCGGGGACACCAAGUUCACCAUCCUGAAGCGCUACCAAAAUCUCAAGCCUAUCGGAUCGGGCGCGCAGGGGAUAGUCUGCGCGGCGUACGAUACCGUCACUGCGCAAAAUGUGGCGAUCAAGAAGCUAUCCAGACCUUUUCAAAACGUGACACACGCGAAGAGGGCCUACAGAGAGUUCAAACUCAUGAAGUUGGUCAAUCACAAAAACAUAAUCGGUCUCCUGAACGCGUUCACACCGCAACGGUCGCUGGAUGAGUUUCAAGACGUGUAUCUGGUGAUGGAGCUCAUGGACGCUAACCUAUGCCAAGUGAUCCAGAUGGAUCUGGACCACGAGCGUAUGUCGUAUCUCCUCUACCAGAUGCUGUGCGGCAUCAAGCACUUACACUCCGCCGGCAUUAUCCACAGGGAUCUAAAGCCAAGCAAUAUUGUCGUAAAAUCUGACUGUACGCUAAAGAUUCUCGACUUUGGCUUGGCGAGGACCGCCGGUACCACAUUUAUGAUGACGCCCUAUGUCGUCACACGAUAUUAUCGGGCGCCUGAGGUGAUUCUGGGCAUGGGUUACAAAGAGAAUGUGGACAUCUGGUCGGUGGGGUGCAUCAUGGGCGAAAUGAUACGCGGUGGCGUAUUAUUUCCGGGCACGGAUCACAUUGACCAGUGGAACAAAAUAAUCGAACAACUUGGUACACCGGCGCAGGAAUUCAUGCAACGACUGCAGCCGACCGUCAGGAAUUACGUAGAGAACAGGCCACGAUAUCCAGGCUAUCCCUUCGAGAGGCUAUUUCCGGAUGUCCUAUUCCCCUCGGACUCCUCAGAACACAAUAGAUUAAAAGCGAGCCAAGCCAGGGAUCUAUUAUCGCGCAUGCUCGUGAUCGACCCGGAGCGACGCAUUUCCGUGGACGAGGCGUUGCUGCACAAUUACAUAAACGUCUGGUACGACGAGGGGGAAGUCAAUGCUCCUGCACCAGGUCCAUAUGACCAUAGCGUGGACGAGAGGGAACACACGGUGGAUCAAUGGAAGGAGCUGAUCUAUCAGGAAGUGAUGGAAUACGAAACAAGCCACAAUGCCGCGGCGGUUGCUCAGUCAUCAGAAAGCGCUGGGAGUCGGUAG